AUGGAGGAGAUAGGAUUGCCGCAGAAGAUGUUCCAAACAGGGCAUGAGCCAACUGGUAGAAAGAGGGUGAAUAACUAUUUCAACUUGAAGUGGGUGGACCAUAUAAAAUCUGUGUUGGAGGAUGAGCAACUUGAACAGUUGGCUGCGUCCCAAUUUGGACGGCUAAUGCAUAUGGGAAAUCACGUGUUCUCGGUGAUGUUUCUACACUACAUUUUAUCAAGACAGCUAGUAACGAAGAAGCGUUAUGAAUUAUGGUGGAUAUAUGCCGGAAAACCCAUCCGAUAUGCAAUAGAAGAUUUUGCCUUGGUUACCGGUUUGCAUUGUACCCCCGCUACACGUGAGGACCGGAAGGGUAAGAAGAAAAAACGUGAUGCUGGUUCGAGAAGGAAGAAGUUUGAAGGCAAAGCUAGUGGACCGAUGUGGUCCUCGUUGUUUGGUGGUAUUGACAAACCCACCCCAUCGUGGAUUUUUGAGAGAAUUAUUAGUGGUCGGAAGUACAAGGAUCCUGAUGCCCGUUUCCGGCUUGCACUAAUCCUAAUCGUAGAAGGCAUAUUGUGUACUCGAAGUGGAUCAACUAAUAUACGGCCAUGGGUCGUAGAAAUGGUUGCUGAUAUAGACGCGUUUCUUAAGUACCCCUGGGGACGAGAGUCUUUUGAGCUGACUGUACAGAGUGCGAAGGCGAGAACCCCGGAGCAUUUCGUCCAACCAACUACGGCUAUACAGGGGUUCUCUCAUGCAAUGGUCCUCGUGACUGUUUGCUGCUGUCCGACAAUCAUAUCUGGUUCACCAUUGAUGGAUCAUUUGCUCGCCGAAGCACAGCUUGCUGAAGAUGUUAUUCAGACUGUGAUAGACAAACACGUUGGUGUUAAUAUUGUCAAAGCAAGGACAGUUGAUUUGGAAGGGCAGGCCGUGGUUAGGGCGUUGUUGUGUGAGGAAAGUAAUGAUGUUGGAGACGGACUGCAUUUCCCAGAUGAGGUAGUCGAUGGGGAGGUAACACACCUGAAGCAGUUAAUUGAGGAAGAUUAUCCAUUUGAGCACAACACCUGGUCCAGAGGGGUAACUGCAUCCGAGGCCGCCAAAGCAGAAACUAGUGAAAGUGACAGCGAGGAGAAUGAUUCAGCUCCCCAAAUGAAUGAGCCGGCGAGAGAGCAUGAUGGUGUACGUAAUAACAGCGGCGCUUCACCAGACGAUAUCUCGGGGGACAUCCCUAUGUUAAGACCCCCUCAUCAAUCGGAAAUGGGACAAGGUAGUAAUACUACGGGAAGUUCCAUUUCAGAGUUGGCUGAUGCAUUUGAAGAGCGUGCACGGCGUAUGUUUGUUCUAUACACUGAAAGUGUUAAAGGGUUUGUGGAGACAUCGGUGAGGAAACUAAUGAAGGAGAUUGCCGAGCUUGGUGAAAACAAGUCGCGAAACCCGAACACAUCUGUUGCAACCGGACACUCAACUCCUAAUCCAGAAGUGGAAGGGACAGGAACUUCUAAACGGCAGCGUCCAGAUGCUGAUCAACCUCCUGGGUUUGUCGAUGGCAAUACCCGGCCGGAGGUGAUAACAACUGAGUAUAUGGGAGCGGCAAUGUCUGUGGAUAAGCAACAAGAUGGAGGGAAGGAGACACCUGCCGGAAAAGAGAAUACGGAUGUCACAUUAGAGAGACCUGCCGGGAUAAUAGAGCAAACCCAGGUUCAGCCGGUUGAACCGGUUAUUCCGGAAAGGCGUGCUUCAGAAAGGGUUCGUAAUAUUCGGAAAUUGGGAACAUCAGAAACCGUUGCGGAUCGCGGAACACAGAAGCCGGCUGCUAAACGGAAAAACGAGGUAACUAAAGGACAACCUAGUGCGUGUAAUGUUUUACCGCCUAAGCCUAGUAGUAAGCGAACAAGGAGUGAGCCUGCACCAAACAACGUACCAAAACGAUGUAGAACAAAGAUUAUCCGCGUCCGUGAAGAUACCCGCGUCCGUGAAGAUACCCGCAAUGAAGAUCCGAAAGAAACGGAUGUACCACCUCCAGCGGCGGGACCUAUGCUGUGGAAUGAGAAAGUUUGCACACUUGUUGGAGGAUUCUCUCCAUUCAUCCGUCUUGCUGGUGACAAAUUUGCGGCGUAUGACGCAUUCGUGAAGAAGAAUAUGAAAGUUUUUUUGGUCUGA
Molecule: messenger RNA, 2139 nt
Organism: Microthlaspi erraticum
Lineage: Eukaryota; Viridiplantae; Streptophyta; Magnoliopsida; Brassicales; Brassicaceae
Source: the annotation of a GenBank genome assembly